UCGGGCUUAAUUUACUCUUUUGACAGCCUUGCCUUGCUUUUUCCCUUUCUAGUGGUGCUUGUACUCACUUGGAAGCAUAUACAACAAUUUCUCAGAUGUUAGGAGGCACUGAUCGUCUGAGGCUGUGUGCAUAGGGGUUUUUCCUAAGGCACUUACAGCAACAGGUGCCAUAUUUUUUGCUUCCCUGUGGGGGGUCCUGACACAAACAAGUUUUAUCGGGACUCUUACAGGAAAGGCACAGAGAGACAGCGUGGUGCUUUCCAUCGGAAAACUAUUCCAGACAAGGAAAUUGGCUGUUAGUGUAUGAGAGACAUGGAAGCGCGGUCCUCCACCAUCACGACUACCAUAGUCGAGAGCAAGAAUGAUGUGAGUGCACAGCCCUUACGUUUGUCCAAACGCACAAUGACCGAUGACCUUUACAGCACAUUCAGCUCCCCAAUGGCCUGGGUUCUGGUGCUGGCUCUCAUCAUAACCUGGUCGGCCGUGGCUGUCAUUAUGUUUGACCUGUUGGACACCAAAGGCCUUGAAGUCCAUACAUUACACUGUGACGACCCCUGUUUACCACCUGGACCUCAGUCGCAUCGUGUCAGGAAAACAUUAAAGGAGGCAGGCAGCCUUAGAGGGGGUAUACAGCACAUCAGCCCUGAUCCAAUGAAGGUGGUGAACGAGGCCAUGGAUGACUCCGAUUGGAUAACGUCAAUCUUGACUUUUAUGACUAAUUUGGUAGCACCGGAAGAGGAGGAGGAUGAAGGUGAGCAUCAUUCAGUGAGGAGAAAAGGAGAAUUCUUACCAUCGAGGAAAAAAGUUGCAGAGAUACGGGCCAAGGAGAUCAUAGAAGAGGAAGGGGGGGAGGAGGAGGAGGAAGAAGAAGAAGAGAUGGUUGGUGAUGAAGAGUUGGAGAUUGAUGAGGAAGAAGAGGAAGAGAUUGAAGAGGAUGAGGAGGAAGAAGAGGACGAGGAAUAUGAGGAGGAGGAGGAUGAAGAAGAAGAGGAGAAGGUGGUUGAGGAGAAAGAGGAAGAGAUGGAGGAGGAAGAGGCUGAGGAAGUGGAGGAGGACAUGGAGGAAAGAGGAGGGGUGGAAGCAGAUGAGAAGGAUGAGGAGGAAAAAGAAUCUGUUGAGGUUGCUGAAGAAGAGGAGGAGGAAGAAGAGGAAAGGGAAGAGGAGGAAGGAAAGGAGAAAGAAGAAGAGGAUGAAGAGGACGAUGCAAAGAAGGAAGGAAAGGAAGAUGUGGAGGAAAUCACAGAUUCAGAGGAAACCCAGAAGAAAAAGGAGAAGAUAGAUGCUGAAAAAGCUGCAGAGAAAGCUAAGGAAGAGGAGAAAGAGAAAGCUGAUGAAGAAGCUUUUGCAGGAAAAGAGAAAGAAGAUAAGGUAGCUCCUGCUCCUGCUUUCGAAAAGGAAGAUGCCUCCAUCCCUGCUGAACCUGACGAGAAGGAAGAAGCUGCAGAACAACUCGCUUCUAAGGAAGUUGAGGCAGCUGAAGUUGAUGAGAAAGACAAACCCGAUGCAGAUGAGGAGGUUUCUACAACCACUGCUGUUGAUAAAACACUAGAUACUGACGAUGAUCAGGAUAAUGAACCAAGCAAAGCAGAAGAGAAAGAUGAAGAUGACACCAAAGAUGACACUGACUUCACCCCACUGUUGCCCAAAGAAGACGACGAUGAUGAAACACCUGAUGCAGUUGUCAAAGAAGUAGAGGAUGUUCUUGAGAGUGGGGUGGAGAUAGCGGCAGGUCGCGAAGAACCACCCUUGGCACCUGAAGAAGAAGAUAAAAUCACUCCUGCUCAGGCUUCCGUUAUAGAUGACGUAGACACUACAGAUAGUGACCAAAAAGAUGACCAAAGUGAGGACAAAGAGUUGGAUGGCGAUGAUGAUGAUAUCAAUGUUGUGCUUGGUAUUGUAGCCGGUGCUGGUGCUAUAGUCACUGAUGUUGAAGCACAAGAAACUGGUGAGGAAUCUAUACUUCUUAAAGUUGAUGCUGAUAAAGAGAUACUAACAGCCGUAAAGGAGAGUGCUGCUAAAGCUUAUGACACAGUAGCUGAUUUAGCUGACUCACAAGAUGGCUUGACCGCUGCUGAUAUUCCACUUGAUGACAAAGAUUAUAAGAUACCUAAAGAGCUAGCUUACAGUGCUGAUGUUGUCCUUGAACUUGACAUACCUGAUUCAGAUGUUCAUGAUGACAAGGGUACAGCAGACAGUCUUAAAGUUGAUGAUGAUAUUAUAGUAACAACACCUGUAGUUAGUUCCAAACAAGACGAAGAGGAGACAACAGUGGUGGCUGAUAAAGAUGACGACUCAACACCUAAGACAGACUCAGAAACACUGCAGGAAGAGGAAACAGAAGAAAAGGAAGAGAUUGCCAAGGAAGAAGAAAUAGUUGAAAAAGAACCACAACCAAAAACAGUCCCUAAAGCGGCAGUUGAGAAAGUGAAGGAAAAGCAGAAGGUCGAGAUACCUGUGAAAACAGUAGAUGUUGAGAAAGAAGACAAACAAAAAGAGCCCUCUACCUGUCCUUGUAUGCAUUCGCAAAUACCCAAAGAGCCUCAAAAAGCCCAAGACACUAAACCUAAGGAAGACAAAGCUGAACCUGGUAAAGUGAAGAAAAGAGGUGCUGAGAUCAAGAGAAGGGAGCCCCUGCUUAAACAGAGAAAAGACAUUUUUCCAACAGAAAAAGAGGCUCCAAUAAGAACAAGACAAGAGAAAGCAAAGAAAGCAAAAAGAGCAAAGGCAUUGGCUGUCGACAUCCCCAAAAAGAGAAGAUCUACAGCCGCUGAGGAAGUCCAAGUAUCGGCUGCACCAGCCCCUGUGCAAGAUCUUCCAAUGUGCCGUCCAACACCUGUGUAUUGUCCAGCGCCCCCUGGCUGGUAUGUGCAUCAUAUAGUUACAAGCAGUCCAUUACCACCAUCAGCUAUUCCAGAAUCAGAGGUUCCUUUUUUAACAACUUAUCAAGCUCCUACUGUACUGAAAGAACCUGAAGCUGCUAAAGCAAAGCCAAAAGAAACCACAAAAAGGAAAGAACCAACUGCACCAAAAGAAAAAGCCAAAUCAGCUAGUGUGAAGAAGGAACCUGCUGUAACUAAAGACAAAGUAAAACCUUCAGCUGCAAAGAAAGAGACAGUGAUCACUAAAGGGAAGGCAAAACCUACCUCUGCUAAGAAAGAAAUGAAGUCACCAACCUCAAAGAAAGAGGAGACAUUUGUAAAGGCAGUGAAGCCCAUUGCAGAAGUCAAGAAGAAGGCCGCAUCGACACCAAAAACCAAACAAGCAAUUAAAGUUACUGAUACCAAAACUAAAACGGAAUCUGUUGAAGAAACACCUGUUCCAGCUGAUGAGAAAACAGCUGAAGAAGAGAAACCAGCUGAGGCACCAGCACCAGCAAAAGAACUGAAAGCUGAGGAAAAUGUCACAGAGGGCAAAAAAAACAGGCAAGAUACCAUACUUCCAGUGUGUUUUAAUGAGUUCAAAAUCCAGCCAGUAUCCACUACGGCCCAUGUCUCCUGCUAUGAGCCCUGCCAUUAACCCUACCCUGAUGAGAGCCAUGAUGGAGCAGAGGGCCGCAUUACUUCAGCAGAAAGCCCGUGCAGCAGGCCAGUAACUGGGUGACACACCCCAUCCAACCUGGCCAGGUGCAGACAGUGCUGCUGGGCUCUCAAGAGCUAUCCUCCUAAAUAGUCACUACUUUUAGACUUUUAAAAAUACCAAAGGAGCCAUCCAAUCCUUUUACUAACCUCUUUAUUCCUUUAUAAAUAGCUUUUGAAUAUAAUCACACUUUAUUUUGCAAAAGUGUGUUAAAUGAUAUGCAGUUAAAUCAAACUUAUAUUACAGUGCUUGUAAGGCAGCACUAUAUUGAUAUUGCUCAGACAUUCUGUAUUAGAUUUGUUCUAAACUCCUAGACCGUAAUGUUUUAAAAGCUCUCAUUUACUUCUUGAUAACUGACAGCGAUGACGUUAUUGUAAUAUUUGCAUAUGAAUUGUUAUUGGACUUCUUAGGUCAAUAUGCAUAUUUUUUUGUGAUUGGACUUCUUUUCUUGCAUCCAUUUAAAAAUCUAAGACCGCAUUUACACACUGCAAAGAUGGUGUAGUGUUCUGUUUGUCACAGUCAACAUGAUGCUUGCUGAGUGUCAUGAUAACAACAAAGCGGUUCUAAUGCAGAAUUUAAUUUACCACAAAUCAAAACCUGAAACCUGAAUUUACCUCAAAUUUAAAUAUUUUUUUUUUUUUCUGCCUUGCAAGCAUUGGUAUUUCCUUCUGGAAUUGCAAAUCUAGUUGCAAAUUUUAACACCUGUCAAAAAAAUUGUGUUACUGGGUAGAUUCACAUUUAUUUAGCUUAUUUAUUCAAGAUCUUAAAUAAUCUGUUUACAUUUGUUGUAAGGAAGAUGCUGCUGUUUUUUCUUAUUGUACAUAAGACUACUCAGCCAUGAAAAAAGUUUAAAACUUGGUAAAUAAUUAAGUAUUGCUCUAAAUAUUCAGAUAUUUAUUUUUCUAUGUCAGAGUAUACAAUCUCAUUAGGAACAGAAAUCUGGCAACAUGCAUUCACUAAGGUCCUUAGCCUAUCUCUUGGCACAGGCCAUUUCCUUUUACUCAUUGGUAAUAAGAUUAUGUUUAGCGUGUCUGGGUUAUAUCAGGGUCUGGGAUCUCUGUAUUUGUAUGCAUGGCCAUAGAAGACAGGAGGACGGCAUUUGAAACCGAAUCCGAUUUCAACCUUAAACAAUGAAAGAGCUUACACUGAAGACACAUUAUGAGAUUCAGAGGCAUAUAAAGUCUACAGCCUCAGAAUAAUCAAAAUCUUUAAAAUUUUACUUGACUGAUAACUCUGUACUAAUUGAGUAUCUCUCUAGUUAAUUGAAAACACAUUCUCAUGCAAAAUAUUGUUAUUAGGUUUAUAAUAUGGGGAGGUUUCUGUAUUUAAUCAUGUAUGAAUUUGUGUGUUCUGUACAUGUAAAGCCAAUGCAUUCAUAACACUUGUGCACAGUUAAAAAGUACUGUAAAUACACAGCAGUGGUUCUUAACGGGUUUUGCUUUAGGGCCCAGAUUUUAUAUUGGACAUCAAAUUAUGACCUAAAAAGUACAAAAAUCAUUCAUUGUACUAAAGUAAACACGUGUCAUAACCAUGACCUACAUAUGUCCAACAAUACGCAAAAUGCAUAUUAACACUACAUUGGAGAAAUAACUUAAGUCUAAAAUUGACUACAUAAUAAGAAUGGUUUUUGAAUGGCUCUUAAAUUUGAAUGGUUUCAUGAUCUCGGCAGCCAAUAAUUAAUUAGACAAAACGCAUAAUGGCCAGCACAAACCAUGUUUAUCCUCACUGCAUGUGAACCCAUAUUUAAUGUAGUCAGGCCGCAUUUUGUUUUUACUUUGCACAGGUUUUUUUCAUGAUUUUGGAGGAUGAGAGCAUGUCAUGCAAAAUGUCCCUGUUACUAAGAUUUGGCAAAAUUAUUUUUGCUGUCCCCCGUUGUACAUAUUGCGGCAGUCUCCUGGGAAAUUAACACUAGAUGCACUAAAACAACAAUGUCAUUAUUUUAUUGUAAAACGGCAGAUUAUCAGUUCAUAAACUCUUUACGACCUGUUCCUCACACAAUCUUAUGACAUCUAAACACUUUUACUAUAGUGCAUUACUUGUCAGGCGAUAGAUUAAUUUAAAAACAAAUUUUAUUACAUAACCAACAACAUGUACAAGCUUGUUUGAGUGUAUAAAAUUGUGUGGUAGCACAAUUGAUAGAGCCUGCGACUUCAGAGUCCUGAAGAGCAUGCGACUUGACAUGUGAGCUGAAAGUGUCAUAGAAUCACCAAAAAAUGACGUGGUUGCUUUAGAAAUGUCAUUUUUCAUCUCUCAUUUGCUUUAUUGACACUAUUGGUUAGGUUUAGGUUUAAAGUUUAGGGUCGGAAGGCAGGUUUUUUUUCGAUUUCAACUCGAGCAUUAACCUUUAAAACCUCAUUCAUUUGGGAGAACAUUUAACACGCUUUUAACAUCACUAAGUAGACAUUUCACUUCGGAACUGUCAUGAUAUACCACAUAAAAGGAACCAUGUAAUAUCAUUUUGCAAAAAUGUCCCCACCAUUACAGAAUUCUCAAUAAAUCAAGCUGUUUAUUUUUUGCUCUACCAAGCAAAUUUCAUUCAAAAUAUAUUAGAGUUUAAUUGGAGACAUGGCCUUUGAUGUCAAUAGCAAAACUUGUAGGAAGCGUUUUUUUCCUCCCUUUUAAAAGUUGCUUAUCCUGUUUAUAUUGCUAUAAGAUUAUAUGGUCAGUUGGAUUUUAUUAUUUGCAUUUAGCAUUUUUUUUCCCUGUUGUCCGAACAGAGCUAUGACAUGAGAGACCACCAGCUGAGAACCACUGCUUUACUGUAUUUGUCAACUGUGCAAUAGUUUUCCCUAUUCUUCUAUAAAGUCCUCUAACAGUGUGGAUUUACACUGUAAAAUAUGAUAGUAAAAUAAGGGAGAUGUAUAAUAUUUGACUUUUCUAUGACCAACGGUGAUUUUUAAGAUGUUAUCUAUGUCAAAGGCAAGGGAGACACAGGAUCAUCUUUUUCCUGUAACAUUUUGAUCUGUAUAGUGCAGAUAUUGCAGAUAUGACAGUUUCAACCAGAAACACUUUGUCUUAUUCAAGAACACUUACUUUGGACAAAAUAUAUUAUCUCUAACUCAAGGAUUGAUAGACCUUAAAUUUGUCCUUGAAUGUAUUUUCAUAAUCCACCAUAGUGGAAAAAAAUCUAAAUGACAUGAAACAGAAUGAACGGUUGGCAGCAUUUUGAGUGCUGAUGUGCAUACGGGCUACAUAUGGUCAAAAAAGGACAGGAUAAUGUUUGUCCGUCCAGUGUUUGCACCAGAAGUCUGUUUCUCUGUAAAGAGGACACUGCGAGACAGUUUGCUGUAACUGUCUGACUUUGAAAACAGAAGUAGGCCACAUAAAUAAUCUCACUUUGAAGUUACAGCAUGAAGCUUCCUGCAGAGAGGAUGUUAACUGUACACUGUGGAAAAUCCUACUGUAUAAUAAUUAUGAAUGAACAAAUACUGAUGACACUGUCUGAAAUGUGUAUAAAAUGACACAUACACCAUUUUGUCUAACAUUGUCUUCAUCUUUAAGAAAUGUACUGUCUUACCGUAAAUGAGAGACAGCAUACAGUAAUAAUGCAAUGUUUACAAAGUGGAAUGAAAAUGCUAAAGCCCUUGUUUGAGUGCUAAGAUAGUGAUUGAUGAUUCUCAGGAUGCUUAAGAGUACUGUAGAUUUGUAACACCUCCAAUUUUUGAAUAUGUUUGUGUGUUUGUUAUGUGCAUGACCCAUUGGUAUGUUUGUAUGUGACACCAUGGUUUCUUAUGUGCUAAAUUGGCUUGUUACCCUGAAUUUCGACUGAGGCUGUAGAUUAUGUUUCUUUUAUACAAAUUACACAAACCAGUUGAAGACAUAGUCCUUGUGCACAAGCAUGCUGUACAUCUAACUAACAUAAAAGGAUUAAUCAUUUAUUCAUGUUUUGAUUCAACAGUUUAGCUAGGGCACAUCAGACUGAGUCAUAAUUUGCUAUCACAUUGUAGAGCCCUAAGAUUCAUAGUUUUAACUGUCAUAUUGUCAGCUAUGUAAAGUGUUUUAAUGAAUGUUGUAUAAGACUUGUCAAUUGAAGUGAAGUACAUUUUGGAAUGUUUUUUUCUUUCUUUCUGUCACAUCUCACUAGACUGUAUCUUGGAGUGGUCAAAAUUCUGGUAAUAAAGUAAUUGCUUUAUGCAAAGUUGUGACAAGA
Molecule: messenger RNA, 7726 nt
Organism: Myxocyprinus asiaticus (Chinese sucker)
Lineage: Eukaryota; Metazoa; Chordata; Actinopteri; Cypriniformes; Catostomidae
Product: triadin-like
Exons: 31
Coding region: 304-3516 (1070 amino acids)
Cellular component (GO): sarcoplasmic reticulum; membrane
Molecular function (GO): signaling receptor binding
Source: RefSeq, a predicted model, not a curated record